CCCGGGCGAUGACGUCGCUACCAGGCGCCCGGCGGCACGUUGGCCAGGCCUUGGGCUGGCUUUAGGGGGUAAAAAUGGCUAUGGCCAGCGAUUUCUACCUGCGCUACUACGUAGGUCACAAGGGCAAGUUUGGACACGAGUUUCUGGAGUUCGAGUUUCGGCCAGACGGAAAGCUUAGAUAUGCCAACAACAGCAAUUACAAAAAUGAUGUCAUGAUCAGAAAGGAGGCUUAUGUGCACAAGAGUGUAAUGGAGGAACUGAAGAGGAUUAUUGACGACAGUGAAAUUACAAAAGAAGAUGAUGCUUUGUGGCCUCCCCCUGACAGAGUUGGCCGACAGGAGCUUGAAAUUGUAAUUGGAGAUGAACAUAUUUCUUUUACAACAUCGAAAAUAGGUUCUCUUAUUGAUGUAAAUCAGUCAAAGGAUCCUGAAGGCCUUCGAGUAUUUUACUAUUUGGUACAGGACCUGAAAUGUUUAGUUUUUAGUCUUAUUGGAUUACAUUUCAAGAUUAAACCAAUCUAAAUUGUAUGUUUUUGCAGCUGUUUUUAUAUUUAAUUAAGGGAUGGGUUUGUCAUUUACCCUAUUGGGAUUUUUAUAAAUGUGAAAAUUUUUUUGUAUGCCAACUAAAAAUAAGGAAAUACAUAAGCAGGCUUAAUGAUUAUUCUCAUUUGGGUCCAAGUGGUCUGGACAGUCCUCACACAUGAAAUUCUGUAAAUAAAAGGAACCUUUUGUUGAGAGUUUGCUCUAAUAAAACAUAUCAAAGCCCGGA
Messenger RNA from Neomonachus schauinslandi (Hawaiian monk seal), 768 nucleotides. It is a transcript of the gene MAGOHB, whose product is annotated as mago homolog B, exon junction complex subunit. NCBI's taxonomy places the organism in Eukaryota, Metazoa, Chordata, Mammalia, Carnivora, Phocidae. Bases 75 to 521 code for a protein of 148 amino acids. The record is from RefSeq and is a predicted model, not a curated record. Gene Ontology annotation, cellular component: catalytic step 2 spliceosome; nucleus; exon-exon junction complex. The transcript has 5 exons. Gene Ontology annotation, biological process: RNA splicing.